Messenger RNA from Emys orbicularis (European pond turtle), 4986 nucleotides. It is a transcript of the gene RAPGEF6, whose product is annotated as Rap guanine nucleotide exchange factor 6. NCBI's taxonomy places the organism in Eukaryota, Metazoa, Chordata, Testudines, Emydidae. Gene Ontology annotation, molecular function: guanyl-nucleotide exchange factor activity; protein binding. The transcript has 31 exons. The coding region runs from base 1 to 4986 and encodes 1661 amino acids. The record is from RefSeq and is a predicted model, not a curated record. Gene Ontology annotation, biological process: small GTPase-mediated signal transduction.
AUGACCUCUCCUGUGGAUCCCAAGAUUAAACAGGCUUUGCGAAAAAAACCAUCAGAAAGGACUCAAGAGGACUUAAAUACUAUCUAUUCUUAUCUUCAUGGAAUGGACAUAUUGUCACAUCUCAGGGAACAUCAGCUAAGAAUAAUGUCUUCAAGUGCUCGCUAUGAAAGAUACAAGGGCAACCAAGUUCUUUUUUGUUCAGACACUAUUGCCAGAUGUUGGUAUAUUCUUCUUUCUGGAUCUGUCCUUAUGAAGGACUCCAUGUUUUUACCACCAUGCAGUUUUGGCAAGCAGUCUGGAGGAAAAAGAGGAUGCGAGUGUAUUAUAUUGGAACCUUCUGAAAUGAUCGUGGUGGAGAAUUCCAAAGACAAUGAAGAGAAUAUCCUGCAAAGAGAAGUUCCCCUCAGGCAGUCUCGACGAAGGUUUAGGAAGAUUAACCAGCGGGGAGAACGUCAGACCAUCACAGACAAUGUGGAUGCUAGCAGUUAUCUUUCGCUUCCAGCAGACCUUACCAAGAUGCAUCUUACAGACAAUCCACAUCCACAGGUGACUCAUGUCCCUUCCAGCCAGUCUGGAUGUAGCAUUGCCAGUGACUCUGGAAGCAGCAGCUUAUCGGAUAUCUACCAGGCUACAGAAAGUGAUAUGGGAGAUGUAGAUUUAACAGGUCUCCCAGAAGCACCUGUGGACUCUGAAGAUGAAGAAGAAGAAGAUGAAGAUAUUGACAGAACUUCAGAUCCAUUACUGGGGCGAGAUGUUGUACGAGAGUGCCUUGAAAAAGAACCUGCAGACAAAACGGAUGAUGACAUUGAGCAAUUACUGGAAUUUAUGCAUCAACUCCCAGCCUUUGCAAACAUGACCAUGUCUGUAAGAAGAGAGCUUUGUUCAGUUAUGAUAUUUGAAGUGGUAGAACAAGCAGGAGCCAUCAUACUUGAAGAUGGACAAGAACUUGAUUCUUGGUAUGUUAUUUUAAACGGCACCGUGGAAAUCAGCCAUCCAGAUGGGAAAACUGAAAGUCUCUGUAUGGGAAAUAGUUUUGGGAUUACCGCUUCUUUGGAUAAACAGUACAUGAAUGGAGUGGUUAGGACCAAAGUAGAUGACUGUCAGUUUGUUUGUAUAGCUCAGCAGGAUUACUGGCGGAUUCUGAACCAUGUGGAAAAAAACACUCAUAAAGUCGAGGAAGAAGGAGAAAUUGUUAUGGUAAAGGAGCACAGAGAGCUAGAUCGCAGUGGAACCAGGAAAGGACAUAUAGUUAUUAAGGCAACACCUGAGCGACUCAUCAUGCAUUUAAUAGAAGAACAUUCUAUUGUGGACCCAACUUAUAUAGAAGAUUUCCUUUUAACAUACAGAACAUUUCUAUCAAGCCCAUUGGAAGUUGGGGAUAAACUCCUGGAUUGGUUUAAAGUGGACAGCCUCCGGGAUAAGGUCACCAGAGUGGUCUUAUUGUGGGUGAACAAUCAUUUUAAUGAUUUUGAAGGAGAUCCCGCUAUGACACGGUUUCUGGAAGAAUUUGAAAAAAAGUUGGAAGAUACGAAAAUGAAGGGUCACCUCAGGUUGUUGAAUAUUGCCUGUGCCGCCAAAGCAAAGUGGAGGCAAAUUACUCUGCAGAAACCUUCCAGAGACUCGCCACUCUUUUUCUGUCUAGUUGGAGGAAGCGACAAGGGUUUUGGCAUUUUUGUAGAGACUGUAGAAACAGGCAGCAAAGCAGCAGAAGCUGGACUUAAGCGUGGUGAUCAGAUAAUGGAAGUAAAUGGACAGAACUUUGAGAACAUUACAUUUGUAAAAGCUGUUGAAAUCUUGAGGAACAAUACUCAUCUUUCCAUUACUGUAAAAACAAACAUUUUUGUGUUUAAAGAGCUGCUUAGCAGGAUAGGACAGGAGAAAAAUGGAGUCCCCCAUAUUCCAAAAAUUGCAGAAAAGAAAAGUAAUCGCUACUCCAUCCCAGAUAUGCCCGGAGAUAUGGAACAGAUGUUUCCAUGCGAGAAAGGAAACAAGAAAAUCAAAGCAAACACUGUAUCUGGUGGAAGAAACAGAAUCAGGAAAAUUUUAGACAAGACACGAUUCAGCAUCUUGCCUCCCAAACUAUUUAGUGAUGGCAGUGUAAGCCAGUCACAGGAUGACAGUAUUGUCGGAACAAGGCAGUGCAGACACAGUUUGGCCAUAAUGCCUAUCCCUGGAACACUCUCAUCAAGUAGUCCUGAUCUGUUGCAGCCUACAACCAGCAUGCUGGAUUUUACUAAUCCUUCAGCUGUUGGUUUUUACUAUAUUCCAGAUCAAGUUAUAAGAGUUUUCAAAGCAGAUCAACAAAGCUGUUACAUUAUAAUAAGCAAAGACACUACCGCAAAAGAAGUUGUGAGUCAUGCAGUGCACGAAUUCAACUUGAUAGGAGCCCCAGAAACCUACUCUCUCUGUGAGGUGUCUGUUAGUCCUGAGGGAGUCAUCAAACAGAGAAGGCUUCCGGAUCAGUUCUCCAAAUUAGCAGACAGAAUCCAGCUCAAUGGAAGGUAUUAUCUGAAAAACAAUAUGGAAACAGAGACAUUAUGCUCAGAUGAGGAUGCCCAGGAGCUGCUUAGAGAGAGUCAGAUUUCUCUUCUUCAACUGAGCACUAUUGAGGUGGCUACUCAGCUAUCAAUGAGGGACUUUGAAUUAUUUCGCAAUAUUGAGCCUACUGAAUACAUCGAUGACCUCUAUAAGAUGGACUCCAAAACAGGAAAUGCUCACCUGAAACAGUUUGAGGAUGUCAUUAACCAAGAGACAUUCUGGGUUGCCACAGAAAUUUUAACAGAGCCCAACCAGCUCAAAAGAAUGAAGAUUGUUAAGCAUUUCAUUAAAAUUGCCCUACACUGUCGAGAAUGCAAGAACUUCAAUUCCAUGUUUGCCGUUAUAAGUGGGCUAAAUCUGGCACCAGUAGCACGACUCAGAGGUACCUGGGAAAAGCUACCAAGCAAGUAUGAAAAGCAUCUUAGAGACCUUCAAGAUCUUUUUGAUCCAUCUAGAAACAUGGCAAAGUACCGCAACAUUCUUAGCAGUCAGAGCAUGCAGCCUCCAAUUAUUCCACUGUUUCCUGUUGUCAAGAAGGAUAUUACAUUUCUACAUGAAGGAAAUGAUUCAAAAGUGGAUGGCCUGGUAAAUUUUGAGAAACUUAGAAUGAUUGCCAAAGAAAUUCGACAAGUCGUCAGAAUGACCUCUGCUAACAUGGAUCCAGCUGUAAUGUUCAGACAAAGGAAGAAGAGGUGGAGGAGUUUGGGGUCUCUGAGCCAGGGCAGCACAAACUCAAACAUGCUUGAUGUUCAAGGAGGUGCUCACAAAAAACGUGCUCGACGCAGCUCACUCCUUAAUGCCAAGAAGCUGUAUGAGGAUGCCCAGAUGGCCAGGAAGGUGAAGCAGUACCUUUCCAAUCUGAAUGUGGAAACCGAUGAGGAAAAAUUCCAGAUCAUGUCACUUCAAUGCGAGCCUGCAUAUAGCACUUUGACCAAGAAUUUAAAUGAGAGAAGAGGCGCAAAAUCUUCAGAAAUGUCACCAAUACCCAUGAGGUCAGUUGGUCAAACCACAAAAGCCCAUUUGCAUCAACAAAACAGAAUGAGCCAAGUUCUCCAAGUUCCAGCUGUUAAUUUGUACCCUAUUAGAAAAAAAGGACCAGCUAAGGACCAUGUCACCUUCAGUACGGGUUCUCCUCAGAAGUCACUCAGUUUGUCUGAGGAAGUAAGUAGUAAGAAACAAGCAGAAGAUAGUAUAUCUAUGGCAUCCUCUUUGCACUCCAGUCCUCCUGCUUCUCCUCAGGGUUCUCCACACAAAGUUGGUAACAUCCAGAGGUCUGAUAACUGUGGUCAAAUGAAUCUCUCUGGUUCCUCCUCAUCGCUUGCCAGUGAAACCAGCAACAAGAACAGUGGGCAACGCAGCUAUGGAAUAGGCUAUGCCCUCAUACCAUCCACUAAAUCUGAUAACUUCUCAGACUCCAGCCACAGUGAGAUCUCAUCGCGGUCCAGCAUCGUGAGUAACUGCUCUGCCGACUCAAUGUCUGCAGCCCUACAGGAUGAGAGAUGUUUGCCACAGUCUCUUAUUGUGAUGGAUUCAGCAGGAGCAGCAGAAAGAAAAGAAGUUCCUCAACCAUCGGCUGAGUAUAGUCAGCCUAGCACUGGUUGGUCACUAACUAGACCUGCUAUAAUCAGAGGGAUGGCUGUCACAUCUUCCAUGAGCAAUGAGGAGAUCUCCCACGAGCAUAUCACAAUAGAAGCUGCAGACAGUGGCCGUGGAAGCUGGACUUCAUGUUCAAGUAGUUCUCAUGAUAACUUUCAGAAUAUCCAAAACCAGAAAAGUUGGGAUCUCUUGAAUUCUUACCGCCCCACUCAUCUAGAUGGACCCAUUGCUGAAGUAGAACCCACAAACUGUUGCUCUGAAGAGACUUAUUUGUAUUCUGAAGCCUUUUCCAAAAAUAACCAACAGUCAAAAGCCAGCACGGAACAUGAUCAAUCUCGGCAAAGCUGGGCCUCCUCAAGCUCCCUGUCAGACACGUAUGAAACAAACUAUGGGACAAUUAAACGGAGAGGGCUUGAGCACUCUACAGCGGAGCAGACUGAGGUUUUGGACUCUAAGCCAGCCACUGAUGCAAAUUAUAAAACUGUUACUUCAAGUACAGAAAAAGGCCUGAUAGUGUACUGUGUCACCUCACCUAAGAAGGACGAUAGGUAUAGGGAGCCUCCGCCCACCCCUCCAGGAUAUAUGGGGAUUUCUUUAGCGGACAUAAAGGAAGGAUCACCCCAUCACCCACACUUAAAGCCUCCAGACUAUAGUGUGGCAGUGCAGAGGUCAAAGAUGCUACCUAGUGACCUCUCUAGACUUUCAUCAGCUUCUCUCAGUAGUGAACCAGUGGCCUGUAUUUCAUCGAAGAUGCCUCAAUGGCAUAAACGGCAACCGUCCCAUCCUAAACUAGCAGAUAUGACUGACGCAGAUAGUGAAGAGGAUGAAGAUGAACAAGUAUCAGCAGUCUAA